CCGAUGUGGGCGUGGUGGCAGCUUCCUGUUUUGAAGGCAAGCGACUAACGUGAGUAUCAGAGGACUGAUUCGCGAGUGCUGUGACGAGCGGAGGAGCCAUGCCUUUCCUCCAUGGGUUUCGAAGGAUCAUCUACGAGUAUCAGCCGCUGGUAGAUGCUGUGAUGUGUGUUGUUGGACUGCAGGGAGGAGAUGGUAGCAGCCAGGAGGAAAGAGUCAGAAGCCCCGAGGAUGAGUCCAGUCUGUGUAGUCCUCUAGUGGAGCUUCUGGAGCGAGAGUCCCAGUCAGAGGUGUUUGUAGAAGGUAUCAGCUAUGCUCUGUUUAAAGUGGCGGAAAGGGGACUUGUGUAUGCAGCUAAAAUCCUUAUACGCUAUGGAGCUUAUCUAAACUUUGAAGACCCAGUGUCAUACUACAAUCCACUACAUAUAGCAGUUUUGCGGAACAGGCCAAAUAUGGUGAGGCUGCUGGUCGGGCACGGAGCUGACAUUGAAAAGAGGGACAGGAUCCAUGAGAGCAGUCCCUUGGAUCUUGCCAGCGAGGAGUCAGAGAGACUGCCCUGCCUGCUCACCCUGCUGGACCUCGGUGCUGAUGUCAAUGCAAGGGAUAAACAUGGGAAAACUCCUCUGCUCCAUGCUUUGGCAAGCAGCGAUGGACUGACUGUGCACAACACAGAGAACAUCCAGCUUCUUCUUCAGAGAGGUGCUGACGUGAAUGCUGCAACUGUAGACGGUGAAACAGUUGAGUCCUCACUGGUGUUUCUGGUGAAGGAGGCCCUCGAGGCCAACAUGGAGGACGCUGCUGCGAUUGGUAACUUCUGCCUGAAAACCACACAGCUCCUGCUGGCUCACGGCGUGGACCCCAGCUGCUGUCUGAGUGAGGAUGGCGAGCCCUCUCUGACACAGACAAGCCUGGAGUACUUUGACCGUCUCUUUCCUCUGGCUGUGCUCUUAAUGCAGAGCGGAGCCUCUUUGGUGUGCUCCUAUCACGGCGGCUCCUGUUGGUCAGGUUACAGCCUCCUUUUCCAGCGGCUCCAAACAGCCCUGGAGCAGUGCUCUGAUCAGAGUCACGCCUCUGAGCUCCUGGAGCAAGCUGAGGUGUUGCUCGACUUAGCGAGGGUAAACAUGCCCGCGCUACAUCUGCCUCUCAGGCUAGAGCUCCCUGUGCCUGGUCAGGACCCUCACCCAUAUGCUCAGGCUCUGGUUGACCUGCACAGCCAGGUAGUAGAGCAUGAAGCGAGCCCUCCUGCUCUGCGAUGCCUUUGCAGGGCAUUUAUAAGGAGCCACCUACAGCCCUGGCCACUGGAAGACAGAGUCAAAGCCCUGCCGUUACCAGACAGACUGAAAGACUUUCUUGUCCCUGAGCACACAUAUACCCCAAAACCUGGCUGGGACUGCUUCAAGCCCCAACAGAGCCAACGCUGACGAUGUAAGCUACUGCCUACUUUUUGUUCUACCUAAAAAAUCUGUAAUGAAAGACUGAACAGGCCUGAAGUCAUUUGAAUAACAUGUCUGGACAUUUGUCCAAAAAUGAAGCUAAACCUAACAAACCAUUGAGGCCUUUGUUGAAUUCUCAUUGUGUAUCGUCUGUGCCAAAUUUACAGACAAACGUGUGUAUGUUUACUUCAACAUACAAAGAUCUGUAUGUACAAAUAAGCGUUUUGAAUUGUAAGUUGUCAAUGUUAUUAAACCCCGCAGUACAGCUGAGUGAAGCAAGUUCACGUGUAAAGGAUGUUGCAGUACAAAAUAAAAGCCACCGGAUGGCACUGUUGCUCCUGCAUAUCAAAAGUAGCUCAGAUGCCAGGGUCAAAGAUUCAGUUAUUCUCAGUGCAGCCUAUUAAAGUUGUUCUAGCGCAGUGAGGUCCAUCUAUAUUUUAUCUCCUCGACAUGAUGGUGUGGCAUUGUGGAAUUUGUGUAUCUUCUGGCUUAUCAAGAAUGUGGACCAAUAAAACACAUCACAUGUUCCA
Molecule: messenger RNA, 1960 nt
Organism: Seriola aureovittata
Lineage: Eukaryota; Metazoa; Chordata; Actinopteri; Carangiformes; Carangidae
Gene: asb6
Product: ankyrin repeat and SOCS box containing 6
Exons: 7
Coding region: 99-1418 (439 amino acids)
Biological process (GO): intracellular signal transduction; protein ubiquitination
Cellular component (GO): BRCA1-BARD1 complex
Molecular function (GO): protein binding
Source: RefSeq, a predicted model, not a curated record